This is a messenger RNA of Colletes gigas, 2125 nucleotides long. It is a transcript of the gene Phb1, whose product is annotated as protein l(2)37Cc. The transcript is spliced from 4 exons. Gene Ontology annotation, biological process: mitochondrion organization. Gene Ontology annotation, cellular component: mitochondrion; membrane. Bases 103 to 918 code for a protein of 271 amino acids. NCBI's taxonomy places the organism in Eukaryota, Metazoa, Arthropoda, Insecta, Hymenoptera, Colletidae. The record is from RefSeq and is a predicted model, not a curated record.
GUUCGACACCAUCUUCCUUUUAUCAACGCAUGUACGCCACACGAGAAGAAAAGUUAUAAUCCCAACUUCAAAGAUAGAAUUUAUUACGUAUCGCAUUACAAAAUGCUACAGUUUUUCAAUAGACUAGGACAAUUUGGUGCAGGCUUGGCUGUAGUUGGAGCUGCUGUUAACUCAGCUCUUUAUAAUGUGGAUGGAGGUCAUAGAGCUGUUAUCUUCGACAGAUUUGCGGGUAUAAAGAGUCACGUUGUAGGAGAAGGAACACAUUUCUAUGUUCCUUGGGUACAGAAACCUAUCAUAUUUGAUAUUCGAUCUAGGCCAAGAAACGUACCUGUCGUUACUGGAAGCAAAGAUCUGCAAAAUGUAAACAUCACGCUUCGUAUCCUCUUUAGGCCAGUACCAGAUACUUUGCCAAAGAUCUAUACUAUUCUUGGUAUAGAUUACGAUGACAGAGUACUACCAUCUAUUACUACCGAAGUAUUGAAAGCAGUAGUUGCUCAGUUUGAUGCAGGAGAAUUGAUCACACAAAGAGAGAUUGUGUCUCAGAAAGUUAGCGAAGAUUUAACGGACAGAGCUUCACAGUUUGGAUUAAUUUUAGAUGAUAUUUCUAUUACGCAUUUAACCUUUGGAAAAGAAUUCACGCAAGCCGUAGAGUUGAAGCAGGUAGCGCAGCAAGACGCAGAGAAGGCACGGUUCUUAGUAGAAAAAGCAGAACAGCAGAAAAGGGCAGCUGUAAUUACUGCGGAAGGUGACGCACAGGCUGCUAGUUUAAUUGCAAAGUCUCUUGGCGAAGCUGGUGACGGUUUAGUUGAACUAAGAAGAAUCGAAGCUGCAGAAGAUAUAGCUCAUAAUUUAUCUAAAUCUCGCCAAGUUGCCUAUUUGCCACCGGGUCAAAACGUUUUACUAAACUUACCGCAAUAAAGAGAUAGACUGGAAACAAAUUGUAUACUUAAGUUGUGCAUUUAUAUCAUAACAAAUGCAUUUUUAUGCUAUAAUGGUGUAUGAGAUGUAGAUGCUAUUCGAAGCAUCCUGAAAGUGUUUGCCAGGAAUAUACAGGAUGGAGCAUUUGAAAGAGGUCACCCAGAUAACUCGUUUUAAAUGCCUUACUCUAAACAGUUCAUAGCAUUUAUAUUUCAGUUCAAGAUUUACAUUUUUUGGCUGUUCCGAAUGACAGCCCGCGGCCGAUCGAUAUGAAAGUUGGGGUUGGAGGGGAGGAGGAAUAGAUUCCAAAUAUAAAAUUUUAGCUUCGGGAAUUUAAUAGCUUCUGAGAUACUAGGUUAGUUUUGGCUAUUUUUUAUUUCGUCACUAUACGUAUCUAGAUUAGGUUCCGAUCAACAAAAUAAAAACACAAUUUCCAACAUUACUUUGUUAAUAUUUUGGGAACUAUUUAAUUCUCGAAGCUAAAGUUUUAUCUUUGGGACUUAUUUCCCCCUCUCCCAAUCUUCUUCAAAUUUCAUGUCGAUCGGCCGUGGGUGUCAUUCGGAAGAAUAUCUCAUUUUGUAUACGUUCCUGUACUUUUUACUGUACGCAAACAAUUUUGAACAAUUUAUUCUACACUUUCAGGAUCGUAGUUUUACGUCAUUUUCAUUUAGAUAGUACUUGAUUGAUCGAUUUAAAAUGCGAGAUUCAAUAACACAAAGUUUAAUGUGUGUGAUCUGCUAUAUAAAAGUGAUGGUUGUUGAUACUAUUUUUGGCCCCUUACCUCGAUGUGAGCAUUCAUACGAAGUAGCGGGCAAUAACAGAUUUAUUUAUUCCAGUAUAAAGUAAAAGUAACUCCAUUUUAAGAAGAUUUCUAUGUGUUUUGUUACGGUUUACGUUACAUCAUGUAUGAAUUUUAACGUUGACGCGCUAUUAAAUCUGUAAACAUCUCAGAUACUAUAUAUAGCAGAAAUAAGAAAAAAGUAAUGUCUCGUAUGCAACCAUGGAUUGUAAAAACAUUUUGUAAUGCAAAAUCAAUAAUGCAACGCAUAUUUUUAACAUGCAGAUUCAUUUUGAAUUGUUACAUUAAGCACGGUGAUACGUACGUGUUUUCAACGUAGUAACUAUGUAUACAAGCAGACAUUGUAUCUGUGAAUAAUGUUAGCAAUCAUUGCUGUAAAGACUUCCCAAUUUAAAUAUUAUUUUUUAG